GGACGCCUCCUCCUUCUCGAAAUCGGUUAGUUUCUUGUCAUGUAUCCUCUUUUCAUUGCUGCAUUGAUUGAUUUGUAGGAGGCGAUGAAGAAGAAGAGCCAUACUAACGUACAUUUUGACUAUGGAGGGUACUAUUCAGAAGGGAAUGAGUGGAUUUAUAAAAAUUCACUAUACGCUAUAUCGUUUAAGACGGCAUGUUUAGAGAAGAUAACUUAUUCGGUGCUAUUAGAUAAGAUCACUACGAAGGUUGGCCAGAAUGGAGUCCCUGGGAAUCUGAGACUGAGUUACAAUCUAUCUAAAGCUCGGAGAGAGACAUAUAUUGUAGAUGAUGAGGACGUAUACAUUUUUUUAACAGAAUGUGAUGAAGAGGGUCGUAUUCCAGUUUUGCAUGUGGAGCUAUUAAGUGACAAUAACCAGAGGGUGGAAGUGUUAGUACCGGAGCGUCGAAGUUCAGUUGGUGUGAAUUAUGUAGAGCUAGUGAAUGUGAAUGAAGGUAUGGAAGUUGUGGCUGUGGAAAGGUCGAUGGAUAACCAUUUGGAUGAAGAUGUGGAUGGUAUGUUUGAUUUUGAUGAUAUUCCAGCUAUUCCAAAUCGUGUAAAAGGUACUCCAAAGAAUAUAGAAUGGGAAGAUGGUACGGGUAUAGAACUUUAUCAAGAAUUUUGUUCUAAGGAGGCACUAUGGGAAUUGGUAAACAAAGCUGCAAAACAAUUAGUUUAUGGGGUUUUAACAAUUAAGUCUGACCCGUUGAGACUUAUGUUACGAUGCAAACAAUAUUCUCAAGGGUGUAAAUGGUAUUUACGAGUUGCGAGAACAAAGCAAUCAGAUUAUUGGAGUGUUAGAGUGCAUAGAAAGAUCCAUACAUGCUCGCGGUCUGUUGAGUCUACAAGCAAUAGUGUACAGAGAGGAACACCACGAUUAAUAGCAGCUGUUUUACAUGCUGACUUUCCAGGUAAUCUACAGACCCCAAAUCCAAAAAGCAUCAUGUCUAUUGUGACAGGAAGACUUGGUGUGCAUUGUUCAUACUCCACUGCAUUAAGAGGGAAAAUGCAGCAUGUUAGUGAAGUGAGAGGUGGACCAGAAAAAAGCUACAAGAUGUUGUUUUCUUAUCUCUAUAUGUUAGAGAAGGUAAAUAGAGGGACUGUAACAAGUGUGGAGUUGGAAGAGAAGAAGUUCAAGUACCUAUUCAUCGCUUUGGGAGCUAGCAUUGAAGAUAUGCCUUAUAGUUACUCCCAACCCUCCACAUCCGCAGAAAGUAUCAAUAGUGGAGGCCGAAAUGCGGACGCCAAUUAUGGUGUUCCGAAGAGGUGUUUCUGCGGUUUAAUGGUCAAGCUUGAGCGGUGUAUAACAGGACAGCGACAAGGCGAGCGCGUAUACAUAUGCCCAUUGCUUACGGAUGGAGACGAAUAUAAGGUUAAUCGAGAUCACCUAGUUCAGUGGUGGGAUUGUGCGGUUACUGAGGAGCUGUCCAAGAUAAACCUACGAUUUGACGUUUUAACCUCUCUUGAAUCUGCGAGGGCUGGAUUUCCACCUGCUUUGGAGUCGAUCCGAGAAACUCUUCGUCUUAUGCGUGAAGAAAUUGAUGCCCUUAAAGCGAGGUUAGCCACAAAAGAAGUCGAGAUUGCGAGGCUUAAGGGGUUACUUUCAAGUUGGUAAUAUUGUAUGAUUACCACCUAGUCUUUGUAAUAUUUG
Arabidopsis arenosa is the source of this 1689-nucleotide messenger RNA. NCBI's taxonomy places the organism in Eukaryota, Viridiplantae, Streptophyta, Magnoliopsida, Brassicales, Brassicaceae. The record is from the annotation of a GenBank genome assembly.